CUGGAAAAGUGAGCUAGCUAGCUGUAUAUCGUCCACGUAGUUGUUGGAUGCUAUGAAAAUAGUAAAAAUUCAUUAAACAGAGGCGCAUGCAUUCAUUAUCUCUUCAACUGUGACAUUCAUUUCUAUAUUUAAUGGUAUUCUCAGUUGAUAAUUUAUGUGGCAUUUAUUACUUGUAAGACUUACCAAUAGUCAUUCCAAAUUAUAUUGUUAUAUUCUGGAAUUUUCUUAUUAAUUUCUCUCAUGUACAUUAUAUAGUAUUAUAUAAUUGGGAAGAAUACACAGAGAAAAAGGCCAAUCAGAGGUAACCAUAUCAAGAAAAUCUGCAGAAGUUUAUAGGGGAUUUGUGAGUGUGCGAUUUUCUGUCUGUCUCUCAAUGGCUUUGGUUGGUGGUGCAGCAGAAAUUCUUAUGAAAUUCAAAAUCUUGCUCUCUUUAAUUCUAUGGAUCAACACUUUUGCUCUCUCUCAAGCUUAUGAACAUCCAGGACAGUAUCGAUACCCUUUCAUAAGACCAGCAAGCUCAUUCACCGAACCGCCAUCCGCAGCCGAGUCCAGAGGCGCAAGUAAGACCUAUGACUACAUAAUCAUCGGCGGUGGCACGGCCGGCUGCCCACUCGCGGCCACCCUAUCGCAAAACUUCAGCGUACUAUUACUCGAAAGAGGCGGAACCCCUUUUGCCAAUGGAAAUGUAUCAUUUUUGCAGAAUUUUCACAUUUCCUUAGCCGAUACAUCACAAACCUCUGCAUCACAAGUAUUUAUUUCCACCGAUGGAGUUAUUAAUUCCAGGGCUAGAAUCUUGGGUGGAGGUACCUGCAUCAAUGCAGGAUUUUACACCAGAGCAAGCGCAAGUUACAUUAAAAGAGUAGGGUGGGAUGCAAAACUGGUGAAUGAAUCAUAUCCAUGGGUUGAGAGGCAAAUUGUGCAUAGGCCAGAGCUUGUGCCGUGGCAAAGAGCAUUUAGGGACAGCCUUAUAGAAGUUGGAAUCUCACCUUUCAAUGGAUUCACCUAUGAUCAUCUAUAUGGAACCAAAAUUGGUGGAACUAUUUUUGACAGGUUCGGUCGGCGUCACACCGCCGCUGAGCUCCUUGCCUCGGCAAAUCCCGAUAAUCUCCAUGUUUUAGUACACGCAACAGUCCAAAAGAUUGUGUUUGACAAAACAAGUAAAAGACCUCGGGCAGUUGGAGUCAUUUUCAAAGACGAAAACGGGAAGCAAAACAAAGCAUUUCUUUCGAAGAGGCCAAGGAGUGAAAUUAUCGUGUCAUCGGGAGCACUUGGGAGCCCUCAACUGCUGCUGCUUAGUGGGAUCGGUCCAAAGGCAGAUCUUGAAAAAUUGAACAUAUCUGUGGUUCUUGACAAUGAAUUUGUUGGAAAGGGCAUGGCUGACAACCCGCUCAACACAAUCUAUAUCCCAACAAAUAGGAAUAUCAAACAGUCUUUAAUACAAGUUGUAGGAAUUACCAAGUUGGGAGUGUACAUUGAAGCUAGCAGUGGAUUUGGACAGUCCAUGGAUAGCAUUCAUUGGAACAAUGGAAUUGUUUCUGCAGAGAUAGGGCAGCUAUCUACCAUUCCUCCAAAGCAAAGAUCACAUGAAGCAAUUCAAGAAUACAUAAAAAGAAAAAGAAACAUCCCACACGAGACAUUUAUGGGAGGAUUCAUCCUAGAAAAGAUUGCAUGGCCCCUGUCAGCUGGUCAACUCAGCUUGCUCAACACAAAUGUAGACGAUAACCCGUCGGUCACCUUCAACUACUUCAACCACCCGUACGAUUUAGCACGAUGUGUGGACGGUAUACGCAUAAUUGAGAAGAUUUUGAAGUCUAAACACUUCAUAAACUACACGAAGUGUGACAAGGAGACGAUCGAAAAGAUACUAAACAUGAGUGUUCACGCCAAUGUUAAUCUUAUUCCUAAGCAUACCAAUGACACAAAAUCCCUAGAGCAGUUUUGUAAAGACACUGUUAUCACAAUUUGGCACUACCACGGAGGGUGCCAUGUGGGCAAGGUGGUGAGCCCUGAUCAUAAGGUAUUCGGGGUUGAAAGACUUCGUGUUAUUGAUGGCUCGACAUUUGCUAGCUCCCCCGGCACCAAUCCGCAAGCCACGGUGAUGAUGAUGGGCCGGUACAUGGGAGUGAAGAUAUUGAGAGAGAGAUUAGGGAAAGCAGCUGGAGUAUAAAGUCUAACACCAAGUAGAGAAGUAGAAAAUGUUCAAUUUAUUGUGUUUCGUUAUCAGAAAAUGUAAUUUUUGUGAUUCUUAUUUAUUAUAUGUAGAGAGAUUAGGCAGGGUUUGGCAUUUAAGAAGUAAGCUAUGUGGUAUUUAAUGUAUAGUCUCAUCCUAGACUUAUGUUUCGUUUGCAAUGCUGUCUUGAUGUAUAUUUUUUAAGACUCUACAUAGUGAAUCUACUAUUGGAUGGACUGAUUUAUUAGGCUAAUUUGCAUUUCUCUUGACAUUAAA
This is a messenger RNA of Olea europaea var. sylvestris, 2446 nucleotides long. Its product is annotated as protein HOTHEAD-like. The transcript is spliced from 6 exons. Lineage: Eukaryota; Viridiplantae; Streptophyta; Magnoliopsida; Lamiales; Oleaceae. The record is from RefSeq and is a predicted model, not a curated record. Gene Ontology annotation, molecular function: flavin adenine dinucleotide binding; oxidoreductase activity, acting on CH-OH group of donors. Bases 374 to 2167 code for a protein of 597 amino acids.